CGUUGCCUCUGGAAUCAAGUAGUCGUGUUCGAGAGAGCUACGUGUAACACGUCUGUGUCGCGGACAAAGGAAAAAAUGAAGUACUUUACCUUGUUUGUUUUUGCGGUACUGGUGGUGGCGGUGUCCUGUCGUCCCGACAAGCAGGACCUGAAACAGCUGAAAGCGGAGGCGGCGCGUAAGAAGGCCUGCACCCAUGACUGUAGCUCUGUUAAAUUCGAGCCCAUUUGCGCAGGGAAGCAAGGCGAGAAGCCAAAGUCGUUUGGCAGCGAGUGCGUCAUGAGCAACUACAACUGCGAGCAUAAAGAUACAUUACAUAAGAUCAGCAAAGGUGAAUGCCCUGGGUCAGAUGGCAUCCGUUUAUCUUAAGAACACAACCUCUGUUACAAUUAAUAUCAUAGCUGUAAACGCAUACCUUCGCUCUCUAAACAACCCUAAUUGCUUUUUUAUAUAGAGCUUCUAUCAAAGUAUCUGUGAUGUAACAUAGGGAUAAAAAAUGUUAUGUUUAUUAUAUUCUUACAAGUUUCCAAUAUGCGUAUUGCACGGAACUUGUUUGAUCAAAUAAAUGUUUAUUUUUCUCAAUAUUGUUGAUUAAAUUUUUGAAUUCCGUU
Molecule: messenger RNA, 608 nt
Organism: Papilio polytes (common Mormon)
Lineage: Eukaryota; Metazoa; Arthropoda; Insecta; Lepidoptera; Papilionidae
Exons: 3
Coding region: 76-366 (96 amino acids)
Molecular function (GO): protein binding
Source: RefSeq, a predicted model, not a curated record